CUACUGUUUUCGUUGAUGUGUUAUGCUAGCACCACUGCUGCUUUUUACUGACACUGCUUUCUUUGACAACCUAACCACGCGUCUCUAUUCUAUGUUUUUCACUCACAACGCGUCCUAAUUCAUCGAAAUUUCUCCUCUCAUCUCGUCUCAUCACUUCUAGCAAUCUCAUCAUUCGACUCGAGCUCGUCCAUAUCCACAUACAAGAUGCCAAAUGAAAGAGAACCCCCGAUUCCGAUAUCGAUGACCAUGAAAUCUAAUCUAAAUGACCUCCCCAUCGAAGUCAUCGAUAUGAUCUGCGAGUCCCUGAGCCCACUAUACCUGAAACAAUUCCGGCUCACGAACAGAAAAUACGCACAAUUAACAACCAGACAUCUCUUCCGGAAGUUGUACAUCACCUUCUGCACCGAUUCCUACAACAACGUCAUCAGGAUCUCGAAGGACGAGAAACUCCGCACAUUCGUUCACGAGAUCAUCUGGGACCUUCGAGAAAUCCAGGGUUCGUUGACCAACGAGUUCGAGUUCAUGCUACAUUUCGGCCUGGCUCUGUAUCCGCUGGAUCAUGUCCAAUGCAGGACCUUUAAGGAUGUGCAUGCGCAGUUGUAUGCGGCGCAAUCUGCGUUGAAGGCGCAGCUGUCGAAGGAUAUGGACUCGCAUGUCAAGCGGCUUCGGGAAGCCCUGCAGAGGUUCACUAUCGAGAAGUGUUCCACGAUUCAGAGUGAAUGGGACAUGGCAACUAUACCGCUUUCGCUGAGAUUGAAAUCGGGAAUGCUGUAUAAGUACGGGACGUGGGCGCUACCUUUCUAUCUGCUCAGCAAGAGAGCGCCCUCGCAAUAUGCGGUUGGGGGAUGGCCGAUCAAAGUCGCGUUGCAAUGCUUGAUGCCGUGCAAGGAGCUGUCGAUACUGGCGUAUUCAGGGAACUGCAACGCGAUCAACAUGCUUCUAGCGAGGGGAUCUCAUCUGCGCAGCUCUUUACCGCAUGUCCAGCGUCUUGAUAUCACACUGUUCAGUCCCCAUCCUCCUCCCUAUAACUGGCAUGAUAGGGGCGAACCUCGAAUGGACAUGAAAGCUUGGGAUUUGAACAGAUACUGCACGAAGUUGGAGUCGCUCAAUCUGAGAUUCAAAGAUUGUUCUGAAUCAGGUUCCCCUUUCGGGGGCAAGGCUACUGGUUUCGGAAUCAGAAUCACAAUGGUCCCUAUCAACAGAGAGGCGUAUUUCCCCAAUUUGCGAGUUCUGACCGUGCAGGGCUUUGGGGUGUCCGUUCCCGACUUCACGGUGUUUCUGCGAAGACACUCUUCCACGCUUCGAACGGUGUCUGUGAAGAAAACGCUCUUCAUGCUUGGGUAUGUGGGCGAGAUAUUGGAUGCGAUGCGGGAGACACAGAUGCAGAUUGAGAGCGGCUGCUUCGAUGACGUGAUGGAUAAUUCCUGGUUGCACGUUACUUUUAGUAGUAGCGUUACUUUUGGUAGUAGGCUGACGGUCCGGGAAGAUCAGUUGAUAAACUACGUUGUGGGAAAUGGUCCGAAUCCCUGUCCAAUUCCACCACCAAGACCUUGA
Messenger RNA from Paecilomyces variotii, 1554 nucleotides. RefSeq lists its product as hypothetical. The record is from RefSeq and is a predicted model, not a curated record. NCBI's taxonomy places the organism in Eukaryota, Fungi, Ascomycota, Eurotiomycetes, Eurotiales, Thermoascaceae. Bases 205 to 1554 code for a protein of 449 amino acids. Gene Ontology annotation, molecular function: protein binding. The transcript has a single exon.